GGGAAUCUGACAGUAAGCAAGAAUCUCCCCGGAGUGCCCUCGCCAGGCAGCGAUGCCAGGAUGCCCGUCUCUACCUCCCUCCACCAGGACGACAGCCAGGAGCGGCCCGUGAGCCUGACCUCCACCGCGAGCCUGACCUCCACCGCGUCCUCCUCGGGCUCCUCCCGGGACAGCCGAGGCGCCAUGGAGGAGCCCAGCGGCCCUGAGGCCUUAGCGAAGAACGGGGCCGGCUCGCCGCGUGGCAGGCACGCCCCCAACAGCAACAACAACUCCAGCACCCGGCCUAACAAGAAGGGACCCCUGUCCCCAUUCAACAGCCGGGCAGCCGCCGCGCCUGCGCACAAGCUCAGCUACUUGGGCCGGGUGGUGCGGGAAAUCGUGGAAACGGAGCGCAUGUACGUGCAGGACCUGCGCAGCAUCGUGGAGGACUACCUCCUGAAGAUCAUCGACACCCCCGGGCUGCUGCAGCCAGAACAAGUCAGCGCCCUCUUUGGGAACAUAGAAAGCAUCUAUGCACUGAACAGCCAGCUCCUCCGAGACCUGGACAACUGCAAUAGCGACCCUGUGGCUGUGGCCAGCUGCUUUGUGGAAAGGAGUCAAGAGUUUGAUAUCUACACCCAGUAUUGCAACAAUUACCCCAACUCAGUGGCCGCCCUGACCGAGUGCAUGCGGGACAAGCAGCAGGCCAAGUUCUUCCGGGACCGGCAGGCGCUGCUGCAGCACUCGCUGCCCUUGGGCUCCUACCUGCUGAAGCCCGUCCAGCGCAUCCUCAAGUACCACCUGCUGCUCCAGGAAAUUGCCAAACAUUUUGAUGAAGAAGAGGACGGCUUCGAGGUGGUGGAGGAUGCCAUUGACACCAUGACCUGCGUGGCCUGGUACAUCAACGACAUGAAGAGGAGGCAUGAGCACGCGGUCCGGCUCCAGGAGAUUCAGUCGCUGCUCAUCAACUGGAAGGGGCCCGACCUGACCAUCUAUGGGGAGCUGGUCCUGGAGGGCACGUUCCGCCUGCACCGCGUGCGGAACGAGAAGACCUUCUUCCUCUUCGACAAAGCGCUGCUCAUCACCAAGAAGCGGGGCGACCACUUCGUCUACAAGGGUCACAUCCCGUGCUCCUCCCUGAUGCUGAUCGAAAGCACCAGAGACUCCCUGUGCUUCACCGUCACCCACUACAAGCACAGCAAGCAGCAGUACAGCAUCCAGGCCAAAACCGUGCAGGAGAAGCGGAACUGGACGCACCACAUUAAGAGGCUCAUCCUGGAGAACCACCACACCACCAUCCCCCAGAAGGCCAAGGAAGCGAUCUUGGAAAUGGACUCCUAUUAUCCCAACCGGCACCGCUACAGCCCAGAGCGCCUGAAGAAGGCCUGGUCCUCCCAGGAUGAGGUGCCCACCCACGUGCGUCAGGGCCGCCGGCAGUCUGAGCCCGGUCAGCCCCUGCACAGCCGGGCAACACUCCCCAGCCAGCAGCGAGGCUUCAUGGUGCCUGGCCUCAUGGGCCGUAGAAAGUCGGAGCCAACCAAACACCUGCUCCGGCAACUCAGCGAGAAAGCAACCAGAGUGGCCAGAGCAGGGGGAAUGAAGCAUGCGGGCAGCACUGGCGCUCUCCUGGACUGUGGGCAGCCCUCCCGUACUCGGGGCCUGCAGGGCCUGCAGCCGGAGCCCGAAGGGGCUGCCCGGGAGGAGCAGGAGGAGGAGGAGGAGGAGGUGGAGGAGGACGAGGAGCAGGAGCAGGCGUUUCAGGUCACUCUGGAGGACCUGGCAGGGCAUGAAGGCAGCAAGAAGGGGUCUGGGCCAGAGCCCCCAGGCUCAGAGGAAGAGGAGGAGGAGGAGGAGAGCCUGGCAGUGGCGGAGCAGGUAGCCGACUUUGCCAGCUCCCUGCUGGCCGCCCUCCACUGCUGGCACUAUCGGGCCAACGCUUUACUUUUCUCCCGGGGUGCUAUGGGGAAGGGGCGCAGGGAGUCUGAAGGCCCCAAGAGCUGCCGGCGGCCCAGCGGCCGGUCUCCCACCUGUGCCGAGAAGCGCAUGAGCUUCGAGUCCGUUUCUUCCCUGCCUGAGGUUGAGCCGGACCUGGAGCCGGGGGCAGAGCCGGAGGUGUUUGCUGCCGAGGAGGGUCCCAGCGCCGAGGAGAUGCCCUCGGACACAGAGUCUCCGGAAGUCCUGGACGCCCAUCGGGAGCCGCUGGGGCGCGGCCACCCGAGCGACGUGGUGGACUUCGCGGUGGCCGAGAGCUCCGAGGACAUGAAGGCCUUGAGCAGUGAGGAGGAAGAGGAGGAGGAGGUAGAGGAAGAGGAGGAGGAGGAAGAGGAGGAGGAGGAGGAAACGGGGGCUGCCCAGGAGCCCGAGAGCCUCCUGCCGCCCUCUGUGCUGGACCAGGCCAGUGUCAUUGCUGAGCGGUUCGUCAGCAGCUUCUCCCGGCGGAGCAGCCUGGCCCUGGAGGACGGCAAGUCCCCUGGCUUCGCGACCCCGAGGCUGACCAGCCGGAGCAGCAGUGUGCUCAGCCUGGAGGGCAGCGAGAAGGGCCUGGCCCGCUGCGGCAGCACCACGGACGCCCUCAGCGCUCAGCUCCCCCCCGAAGUGGACCUCAGUGUAGGGGUGGCCACGGAGAGUGGCCCCUCUGUCAACGGGACGGAGCCCCCAGGCCCGGGCUGCUCGGCGGAGACCGACAGGUCCUCCUGCAAGAAGAAGGAAACCAUGCUCUCCACCCGGGACCGGCUGCUGCUGGACAGAAUUAAGAGCUACUACGAGAACGCAGAGCACCAUGACGCGGGCUUCAGCGUCCGGCGCCGGGAGAGCCUCUCCUACAUCCCCAAGGGCCUGGUGAGAAACUCCGUCUCCAGGUUCAACAACCUUCCCAAGCAGGACCCGGAGCCGGUGGCCCCACUGGGGCACAGGAGACAGGCGGGCUCCAGGCCGGCUUCCUGGGCCCUGUUUGACCUCCCGGGACCAGGCCAGGCGGGUGCCGGUGCUGGGGACCCAGCUCCUAUCACAGACGCUGAGUUCCGCCCGUCUUCGGAAAUCCUGAAGAUCUGGGAGGGGAUGGAGUCUUCUGGGGCGAGUCCUCGGAAGGGGCCGGGCCAAGGCCAGGCCAAUGGCUUUGACCUGCAUGAGCCUCUCUUCAUCCUGGAGGAGCACGAGCUGGGCGCCAUCACCGAAGAGUCGGUCACUGCCUCCCCGGAGAGCGCCUCCCCCACUGGGCGGCCCAGCCCGGCCCACCUGGCCCGGGAGCUGAAGGAGCUGGUGAAGGAGCUGACCAGUGGCGCCCAGGGAGAGCUGGCGGCCCCGCUGCACCCCUGCAUAGUGCAGCUCUCCCACAUGAUGGACGGCCACAUGAGCGAGAAGGCCAAGAUCAAGGUCUACCAGCUGGCCCGCCAGUACAGCCUCCGCAUCAAGAGCAAAAUGGGGACGGCCAGGCCGCCACUGCCGUGGGAAGACGCAGCACCCGCCGUUCCCCACCCGCAGGAGGAGGCUGGAGGGCCGUUGGGUGGCAAAGGCAGGAGAAGGCCGGUGUUGUCCCUCGACCAGGAGCAGCUGCUGGUCCAGGAGCACCGCCUGUCCCGGCCUGGCUCUGCCGGGGAGAUGUCGCCGCGGUGCUCCUCCUUCAGCCCCCCGGCUGCCACCUCCAGGAAC
Messenger RNA from Myotis davidii, 3627 nucleotides. RefSeq names its product pleckstrin homology and RhoGEF domain containing G3 (gene PLEKHG3). The record is from RefSeq and is a predicted model, not a curated record. Gene Ontology annotation, molecular function: guanyl-nucleotide exchange factor activity. The annotation marks the transcript as partial. The transcript is spliced from 19 exons. NCBI's taxonomy places the organism in Eukaryota, Metazoa, Chordata, Mammalia, Chiroptera, Vespertilionidae.